Messenger RNA from Ceratosolen solmsi marchali, 1158 nucleotides. RefSeq names its product mitochondrial import inner membrane translocase subunit TIM50-C. The record is from RefSeq and is a predicted model, not a curated record. Bases 142 to 1122 code for a protein of 326 amino acids. NCBI's taxonomy places the organism in Eukaryota, Metazoa, Arthropoda, Insecta, Hymenoptera, Agaonidae. The transcript is spliced from 8 exons.
UUCGGAAUAAAAAAUUUGAAACAACCUGCCAAAUUUCUACUUCAACAAAAAUCAAGAUUACAUUUUCGUCUGGUUAAUUAUUCACAUAUUUCCUGUUAUACUAAUAACUAUUGGUCACAAACUGUAAGCUCCUUAUCACGUAUGAAAAUAUCACUUAUAAAUCGUGUAUAUUUUAGUACAAUUAAAACUUCAAAUUCUAUUAAUGACAGUUCCAGUAUUAUUCAUGAAGAAACUGAACAAAAAAAAAAGAAACAAUGGUCUUGGAAAAUGAUGAAAUAUAGUCUUAUAUUUUUUGGUGCAUCAAUUAGUAUGGCAUGCUUAUCAUUGAUUUAUGAAAUUAGUAAACCUAAUUAUGACGAAAAUGGUAAUAUAAUUCAAGAUGAAUUCAAUGACUUACCUUAUAUUCAACAGCUAUAUUAUAGAUUUAAAAAAGAAUUAUCUUAUUAUAAAAAGUUAGUACAAGAACCGAGCAGGGACAAACUUCUGCCCGAUCCUUUGAAGCAUCCCUACAUUCAACCACCUUACACAAUUAUAUUAGAAUUAACAGAUGUUUUAGUUCAUCCUGACUGGACGUACCAAACUGGAUGGCGAUUUAAAAAGCGUCCUGGAAUAGAUCAUUUUCUUGAAACAAUUGCUCCACCACAAUUUGAAACAGUUGUUUAUACUGCUGAACAAGGUUUGACUGUAUUUCCUAUUUUGGAUGCACUUGACUCACAAGGAUGUAUUAUGUAUAGACUUGUUCGAGAUGCAACACGAUUUGUCGAUGGACAUCAUGUAAAAGAUUUGGAUGCUCUUAAUAGAGAUCUUAGAAAAGUUAUUGUAAUCGAUUGGAAUUCAGAAAGUGUAAAGUUCCAUCCUGAAAAUAUGUUGAAGAUACCACGCUGGAAUGGAAGUGAUAAUGAUACGACUUUAUAUGAUUUAGCAUCAUUUCUUAAAACAAUAUAUGAAACCAAUGUAGAUGAUAUACGAGAUGUCAUAAACUACUAUCGUCAGUUUGAUAACCCUUUGGAAACAUUCAGAGAAAAUCAAAGAAAAUUAUUGAUACAACUUGAGGAAGAAGAAAGUAAAGCCCACAUAAAAGAGAAUAAACACUUAGCAUCAAAAUGGCGACCUUCUUUUUAAUGCAGUUAUAAACAUAAUUAAUAAAAUUUAUUAAUA